AUGGGUGGACUCAUCGUGAAAGAGGCCUAUAUGCAAGGUCAAAACGAUCCAGAGUACGAGAACAUUGUCAAAGCCAUUUCAGCAAUCAUCUUCCUGUCCACCCCACAUCGGGGCACCAAUUUGGCCAAUGUGCUCAACCGAAUAUUACAGUCGACUCCUGUAACGAAUUCCAAGCCUUUCAUUUCUGAGCUGACGCGGAAUUCGUCUACGUUGCAGAAGCUGAAUGAACAAUUUCGUCACAUUGCACCCAAGCUAAAGAUCGUUUCCUUCUACGAGACACAGCCGACUUCGAUCGGGCCGAAGAGUGCGCGAGCGCGAGUGAUGGUGCUAGAAAGGGAUUCGUCGCUGCUCGGAUAUCCUGGAGAGACGUCCAACCCUCUGAACGCAGACCACCACGGUGUCUGCAAGUAUGAGAGCCCUCACGACCCGAACUAUAUCACAGUGAGGAACGUUCUCAAAUCACUCGUGAGCAAGUCAAUAUCGAAGAGUCAAUCUGGAAGCCAGAGCGCACCGAGAAGGAGACGAUCAAGGGAUCUCAAAGCCAUACUAGCUAUCGCCGAGUUCCCCAACACCGACUACAUCUUCUUCCGGGACCAAUGGGUGCAGGGUACUAACCAAUGGAUUCAUGGAGAACAACGCUUCGUGGAUUGGCUUAAUCCUCACACAUCCUCUCAUCAAAUACUUUGGCUGAAGGGGGCCGCGGCACGAGGAAAGUCGGUCUUAAGUUCGUUCAUCAUCAACAGCCUGAUCGAGCGCGAUUUCUGCUGUCAAUACUUUUUUGUGCGGUUCGCAGAUAGAAGAAAGCGCACUCUGAGCUUUCUCCUACGCUCAAUCGCCUAUCAGAUUGCGCAACAGUUACCUGAAUUUCUGCAAAAGGUAGCGGAGGUUGAAAGCGAAGCCGUCGACUUUGAGGCUGCAAACCCGAGGACGAUCUGGGAUCGAAUAUUCAGAUCCAUAUUGUUCAAGCUCAGUCCUGGGAAAACACUUUACUGGGUCAUCGAUGGCCUUGACGAAGCUGAUAAUCCCAAAGCCUUGAUAGACCUGCUCUCUGACAUUGCUGGUUCUGCGACACCUAUCCGAGUCCUUUUGGUCAGUCGCGACACUACAGAGAUAGCUGCUGGUCUGGAGCAUACACCAAACACAAUCUUCCAAGAGACGAUCACCAUCGAGGGCCAUUUGGAUGACUUACGUUGCUACAUUGAUCGGGAACUAAUCUUGCCUGGUAGCAAGGGCUUCAGGGAUGAUAUUAUUCAGCGUAUUUUGCAUGAAGCGCAGGACAACUUCCUCUGGGUACGACUCGCUGUAGAAAAGAUCAACUCGUGUCAUACGCUCUCCGCCGUCGAGCAAGCUUUCCACGAAUUUCCUCGUGGAAUGGAAGCAAUCUAUGACCGGAUGGCUGUUACCAUUGCCGAGCACCAAUCAUCUGCUGACACUGCUCUAGCGUCAGCCGUUCUUCAGUGUGUCACAUGUGCAUUCCGCGCUCUCACAAUAGAGGAGCUCUUGCAGGCACUAGAAGGUGACACACAUGAGUUUCUAGACAUUCAAGAGUCCAUCAAGAAUGUCUGUAGCGGCUUUGUGGUCAUUGACAAUGAUGGCAACGUUGCGAUGAUUCAUGAAACGGCUCGAGAGUAUCUGCUUGGCGCUGUCCGCCGACCUUUCCAAGCGUCGAAAAACCUGCUCGGCUAUGUCAACAAGAGGAAAUCUCAGCUUUCAGUCAAUAUCGGAAGGAGCGACGUAGUGGAACUGGAGCAGGCCGAAACCUGGGCAGUGGACUUUGUCAAAAUCAUUGGCAAGUUCGGCGCCAUCCUGCGACGCAACCCCCCUACAAUACACAAAACUAUUGCUCCUUUCUGUCCGCACAACUCAGCUAUCUAUCAGCAGUUUGGUAGAACAGAGCAAAGGAGUCUGAUGGUUUCCGGGAUUUCGACACAGACAUGGGACGAUUCUCUCGCACGACUAUCAUUUGGGUUUGGUACCUAUGCCUCUUCUAUAUCGACUGCGGGAAAUUAUGUCGCUGUGCUGGCCGCUUCGGGAAAAGCGUCUUUGUUCGACACCUCCCUCUUUGAGGAGACAGCGACCAGUCCCAUCAGACACGGUGAACGUACAUACAUGAUGCAACUGAACUCUUCCGGGACAUUGCUCGUCACAUAUGGCUACAUGACUACAAAGAUCUGGGAAAUCUCUACUGGAGAAUGUCUAUCGACAGUACCGAACCCUGCAACACGAACGCGGCCACUUGUCAUCGCCUUUGUGAACAAUAACAGAACGUUGUUAGUUGGGUCGGACGAUAAGCAGUUGCGUUCGCUCGAUAUCAACGAGCAAUCGCCGACUUGGAAUCUUGUCGCAAAUUUUGAGGAAGAGGAACUCAAAGGCCACUUCUUGAACGCCGCAAGCUACAUGGCACUUAGCAGUGACGGCAGUUUGAUAGCAAUUGCAUACCGUGGUCAUCCGCUAUCCGCGUGGGAAGUGGAAGGCCCUUAUCACGUUGGCCACUGCUGGCGCGCCCGGAAAGAAGUUGCAAGAGGUGAAGUCGCUGCAGCAAAAUGGCUCCCGCAUCCUCCGCAAGUCCUGGGACUAUACAAUGACGGGGUAGUCUUUAGGUGGGAUCCAUAUGGAGGCGAGCCCGAAGAGAUCUUCACGGGCGCUUCAGUACUCACCGUUAGCGGAGACGGAAAUCUAUUCGCAACGGGUGAUGUACGGGGUGCGGUCAAGAUAUAUACCACCAAAACCUUCCACCUGAUUUACCAACUUGCAUCUCAAGACGCCAUCCUCGGCUUGGCGUUCAGCGCUGAUCACAGACGCAUCUACGACGUGCGAGGCUACUACGGAAACACCUGGGAGCCUGCAGCACUAGUGCGAUAUGCGGAGAGUGCGAUAAAAGGAACGGAUACCGAAGGCGAAUCUGAAAGCUCUUCGCAAGAGUCGAUAACGCCUAUCCAUACUUCCCGGAGGAUAGAUGCGAUCACCGUACUCGCAGCUUCGCCAAACGGUCAGUACUACUGCUACGGUACUGAAAGCGGACGCGUAAUACUACUCAACACCACGCGAGACGAAACGACAGAAUUGCAUACCUCCAGAGGCUUUUUGAGCAUCGAGCAGGUGGCCUGGAGUCACGAUGGUCGUUACAUAUGUUUUGCCGACUCGGGCAAGAAGGUUUUCGUUAUGGUUGUGAGAAUGAAUGCGUCAGGCAGUGACGAUGUUGCGCAACAUCAUUUCGAAGUUUCACUCAAGACUCUUACGGAUGGUUCUAUACAGCAGCUGCUGUUUCAGCCAGACUCGAGCCAUCUGUGCAUAGCUACAUCAGCCACGCUCUGCACGGUUUCACUCGAGUCAGCCUCGGUAGUGCGCUCAAUACCCGCGCCCGAACAUGACCGCAAGUGGAUCGCACAUCCUCAAGAUCCAGCGCUGAUUCUUGGCUUCGGUCAAAACUCAGUCGUGAUGCUAUCAUGGGACUUGAACGAUCGUGGCACGUAUCGUAUCGAGAGAUCACUUGAGCCAGAUACCUCAGCCCUAUCAGAUCAAGAAGGUGCGGCAAGGACCGUGGAGCGCAUACUAGUCACGUCGGACAAGCAACAUAUUCUCGUUCAGAUGUCGCGAAGCGACAAGUCCAAGCUCAAAGAGUUCCUCUACUUCACGACGUCAUCCCUUUCAACAAGUGCGAGUGUCGAGACUCAACCAGACGUGGCCAGCGACCAUCGACAAAUAGUUGUUCCCAUGCUCCUCCCAGAAGAAAUGGCUUCUCAAAUUGGUUUAGCGCUGUCUUUCCUCAAACGUGAUCGAUUACUCUUCUUGUCUCGGACCUUUUCGAUCUGCUCCUGGGAAAUUCCGUCCGAAGCUAGACUGGCGCAACCAUCACAGGCCACGAAUCAACAGACCCAUGAGAAGAAAGGAUUCAGCGAGAUAUUUGCAUUACCAGCAGACUGGAUAGGCCUUGCGCAGUACGAGCUUUUCGCCAUGCUCGAUUCAAAAGCCGGCCAGACACGAAAGUAG
Molecule: messenger RNA, 3990 nt
Organism: Alternaria triticimaculans
Lineage: Eukaryota; Fungi; Ascomycota; Dothideomycetes; Pleosporales; Pleosporaceae
Exons: 6
Coding region: 1-3990 (1329 amino acids)
Molecular function (GO): protein binding
Source: RefSeq, a predicted model, not a curated record